CCCUGCCUUUCCACACCACACCUGUAUAUAUACGCGCGCCGCGGCUCCGCCUCUCGUCGCAGCCGGCCGGACUUGUUCUUCUUCUUCUUCCUGUUCGUUCCUUCACAAGGCGGAGAGCUCCUUCCUUUGAUCGAUCCCCCGCUGCAAUCCGAAUCCCAUCGCAGAGCAGGAGCGACAGGAGGUCCGUCGACCCGUGGUGUUCGGUUGGAGAUUUGACUGUCGCUGCUGCAAUGGCCGCCGCCGCUCCAUGUCUGGCGCCGGUGCCGUCCCCGUCCCAGUCCCCUGCCACGUCGCCGACGGCCGCGUCGCCCAAGGCCGGCGACAGGAAGGUGGUGCCGCUGACGGCGGCCGACGAGGUGGAGCUGGAGGAGAAGCACGUGCUGGCGGUCGACGACAGCUCCGUCGACCGGGCCGUCAUCGCCAAGAUACUACGCAGCUCCAAGUACAGAGUGACCACGGUCGAUUCGGCGACGAGGGCGCUGGAGCUGCUUGCACUGGGCCUGCUGCCGGACGUGAACAUGAUCAUCACGGACUACUGGAUGCCCGGCAUGACCGGGUACGAGCUCCUCAAGCACGUCAAGGAGUCGUCCAAGCUCAAGGAGAUCCCGGUGGUGAUCAUGUCGUCGGAGAACGUGCCCAACCGGAUCAGCCGGUGCCUGGAGGAGGGCGCCGAGGACUUCCUCCUCAAGCCCGUCCGCCCCUCCGACGUCUCCCGGCUCUGCAGCCGGAUCCGAUGAUCGGCCCCCCGGCGGAGUCCGCUAGGACUGAUAAUUUACGCUUAGGAAACCAUUUUUUGCUGUUUCUUUUCCCCAUUUUUUGGACAUAGAUGACAGAUCUGCUGAUGCUGCUUGCCUCAAACAAGAAGCUAACAUUUGGGGCCUAGGGAGACUAGAAGGUUAGGAGUGGGGGAUCGAACAGAGCAUUUGUGCUUUGCUUUGCGUGCGCCAUCGUGUGACCCGCUGCUGCAAAAGAGAAGAUGCCAAAAGCGAAAAGGAGCAGAGUUCCUCUGAGAUGCUGUUCUGUUCAGAGAAACCUCUCAACCUGUUGAUUGAAAAAAAAAAAGAAAAAUUGGCAUCAGGGCAGGGCAACCCUGUUAACCUUUCCAUGAUCGGAGCUUUUCACACCAGUUUUCCAGGAUUAGCAGUUACUAAUUCUGCCCACUUCUCAUUUCUUGGUAACCCACAUGGCUGAUUCCUCUUCAUCUGUCUGUCCAUGAUUGAUUGAUAGCUAAUCAAUAACGCAGAUGGUUGGGCUCUGCCAUAGCA
Panicum virgatum (switchgrass) is the source of this 1265-nucleotide messenger RNA. Its product is annotated as two-component response regulator ORR6-like. Gene Ontology annotation, biological process: phosphorelay signal transduction system; cytokinin-activated signaling pathway. NCBI's taxonomy places the organism in Eukaryota, Viridiplantae, Streptophyta, Magnoliopsida, Poales, Poaceae. Bases 231 to 737 code for a protein of 168 amino acids. The record is from RefSeq and is a predicted model, not a curated record. The transcript has 2 exons.